AUGAAUAUACUUAUUUCAACGGCAACCUGGGGUUUGCUCGGCUCUUUGGCAUUCGCGAUAUGGAAACGUAUCCGAUGCCUGGUGUUCUCUCCUCUGGAUAAUAUCCCAGGCCCAUCACGUCAAUCAUUCUGGAGCGGAAACGUUGGUCGGUUUUUCGACCGCCGCGGGCUCAAGUUUCACAUGCAGUUGGCGCAAAAUUACGGUUGCGUCGUCAGAAUGCAUGGGCCACUUGGCCGUCGUAUGCUGUACGUAUAUGACCCAUUGGCGUUGCACAGUAUGCUGGCCAAGGAUCAGACCUCAUUCGAGGAGUCCUCGAAUUUCAUCUGUUGUAAUCAACUUUUGUUCGGCCCUGGAUUGUUAUCUACAGUCGGAGAGCAGCAUCGGAAGCAGCGAAAGAUGCUUAAUCCAGUCUUUAGCAUCAACCAUAUGCGACGUCUGCUGCCGAUUUUUAACCAAGCUGUUCAUAGGCUUCGAGUGGCUAUCUCUUCGGAGGUAAUUGAAGGCACAGAAGAGAUCGACAUGCUUGACUGGAUGAGUCGUCUCUCUCUUGAGCUUAUUGGACAAGGUGGUCUCGGGUAUUCGUUUGAUCCGUUGGUGGAAGACGCGAAGAACGAGUAUGGUGAUGCACUUAAAGUCAUUUUUGCCGCCCUGCAAGAUGUCUUCUUUCUUCGGCCUCUGCUGCCGUAUGCUUCAUUGCUAGGCUCGCGUUGGAUCUGGCGCCGGUUAUUGGACUUAAUACCGUACACUCCCGCACGCAGGUUGAAGACCUUAGUGGAUGUCAUGGCAGACCAUUCUGUCUUAAUCUUCGAACAGAAGAAAAUAGCCUCAGAAAAAGGGGAUCAAGCACUUGAACGCCAGUUAGAAGAGGCGAAGGAUAUUAUGAGCAUUCUUAUGAAGAAGAACAUGGCCGCGGCUAACGAAGACAAACUUGACGAAUCUGAGGUCGUAGCGCAGGUCUCCACGAUGACUUUGGCAGCCACCGACACUACUUCAAACACUGCCUGCAGGAUCCUACACUUGCUGGCCGAGCACCCUGAGGCACAGAACAGACUUCGACAAGAAAUCAUAGAAGCGUCUAGCGGCGAAGAUAUAUCUUACGACGAGUUGAAUCAGCUACCCUACCUUGACGCUAUAAUAAGGGAAUCAUUGCGACUUUAUCCGCCGGCUACCUUGAUCUCCAAAGAGGCGAUAGCGGACACCAUUCUCCCCUUGUCCGAGCCGAUAGUUGGUAUCGACGGGAAGAUGAUCGCCGAGAUUCCUAUCGCCCGUGGUACAGAGAUUUACGUGGGUAUUCUUGGGUCCAAUACCAACAAGGCCAUGUGGGGGGAAGAUGCUUUAGAAUGGAAGCCAGAGCGCUGGUUGUCCCCUCUACCUCGUACUUUGAUGGAGACACCUAUUCCCGGUGUAUAUUCCAAAUUGAUGUCAUUCUUGGGUGGGAAGAGGGCUUGCAUUGGUUUCAAAUUCGCUGAGGUGGAAAUCAAAACUAUCUUAUUUGUUUUGCUCUCUGCCUUCACAUUUGAUGUUACCAAAAAGUCUAUUGUGUGGAAUGUUGCCACUGUCAAUUAUCCCACGGUAGGGAUGGAUAGUGCGAAGCCAGAGAUGCCCCUACGCGUUCAGCUUGUAUCCUGA
Messenger RNA from Postia placenta MAD-698-R-SB12, 1629 nucleotides. RefSeq lists its product as hypothetical. The record is from RefSeq and is a predicted model, not a curated record. NCBI's taxonomy places the organism in Eukaryota, Fungi, Basidiomycota, Agaricomycetes, Polyporales, Adustoporiaceae. Gene Ontology annotation, molecular function: iron ion binding; oxidoreductase activity, acting on paired donors, with incorporation or reduction of molecular oxygen; heme binding. The transcript has 14 exons. The coding region runs from base 1 to 1629 and encodes 542 amino acids.